AUGUUUGAUAAGUAAUCUAGAGUAAGAGAAUAUUUACACUUGAUCUUAAAUAUAGCAAUUUCCUGUCUUUUUGCAGCAUUAGAGCAGCUUUUAUGUAAUAUUUAAAGUUCAAUAAUUUGGGAUUUGGUAUUUAUUCCUAGCGGUAUCAUAUUUUCAUUAAUAUACAUAACUCGCCAUUUUCGUUGGAAUAAAGGUAUUGCAACUUGAUAAAAAUAGGUGAUUUGUCUCCUUUUUUUUUUUGGGCACUCAUUGUCAAGAGGAUUUUUCUUUAAGGAAUUAAUUAAGAAGAAUUUGUCUACUUUUUAUUUGGAUUAUUAAAUGGAAUUUAUGCAAACAAAUUAAAUGUCAAAGAUUCAAAAAAGUAUUAUAGGAAAUUUAAAACAAUUUUAUAGGUAUUUGUGAUAUUUUGUUUGAUAAUUGUUAAUUUUAUUAGAGAAACUAGAGAAUAAAAUAGUACUUUGAUAGCAAUAUUGAUUAUUAUAUCAAUUAUUUUAGGUAUAAAGGAUAACAUAGAUUUAUAAAAUAAAACUAAAAAGUAAGAAGAAUAUUAAACAGAUUUGAAGCACAACUAAUUUGAGCUUAAAAAAACUUAAACCUAAAUAAUUUAAAUAUAAUAAUAACAAUAACAAUAAUAAUAAUAAUUUCAAUAAAAAUCGAACUGGGAAUAAUAUUAAUAGCAGACUGAUGAAUGGAUUUGCAAGAUAGAUGUCAAUAAAUAAUCUUUAGCAGAAAGUUUAAAUUUAAGUGAAUAAAAUUAUGCGAUGAGAAAAUCUUUAGGUGAUUAUAAAAUAUCCAUUACAUAAUUAUUUCAAAAUUUGAUAAUAACUAGUUAAUCUACUAAUUUAUAAUAAUCAAUUAAUUUAUGGUCAGAAAUAGUUGAAACUAAUUCAUUAUUAAGUUGGUUAGAAAAAAACUUAUUUUCUGAAAGUUCAGCUGUUAAAUUAGAAUAAGCACGGUAAAAGUAAUAUAAAUGUGGUAUUGAUGGAAUUUAAGGAAUUUAAGAGGAAUAAAUAUCAAUUUUUUCUCCUUAGAAUGAAGGCAAAUAAACAUUUAAUAAAGAUCAAGUUUGUGAAUUAUCAGCACUAUCAGGUAUUUAAUAGCAUGGAGAUAUGUAGGGUUCAAAUUCUAUUUUAUCAAAUAAAACUACUUUAGGCUGUUAUUUUAUUACGAAUUAAGUAAGACUUGAAAUGAGUGUAUCAAUAUAUCUUAUGGAGGAUGAAUUUGAUAUAAAAAAAAAUAUAUUAGUUUUGAUAAUUAGAAACAUAGAUAAAGAAUCAAAAAAGUUGAAAAUACUUUUAGAAAAAAGUGAAUAAGAGAAAGUUGUAUUUUUUAAAUAUAUACAAAGAGUAGCUGGGGAUGUUGGUCAAUUAUUAUAGUAAAUUGUGCAAAUAAAAAUAUAAUUAGAUUAACGUUAAAAGUAAUAUAUCAUAAUAAAUUAAAAGAGAAUUUGAAAAGUUUAAGUAAAGUAAUUUUAUUUCAUUAUCAUUUUGCGAUGGUGAUGCAUUUAUUAAAUCUGAAGGAGAAAUGAAAUAAUCUCAACAUUUAAGUGUACCUAUGUAAUCAAUUGUUCAAAAUCCAAUGUUAAGAGUGACUUCAUCUUUAACAUAGAAUCCUGAUAAUUAGGAGGAAUAAUUAUAGAAAUUAUACACUAUUUCAUAAUCUAGUGAAUUUAUCAAAUAAAUAGAUAAAUGUUAUUAUAAUUUAUUUUUGAUAGAAUAAAAUAAUUUCAAUUUAUUUGAAUUAUUUUCAUUUAGUGAAUAUAAAGCAAAUAGAUUUAAUUUUAUUAAGAGUAUAAACACAGUGAAAGAUUUAUUUAAGUUUGAUAGUUAUAUUUAGAAAUACAAUAUUACAAUUACUUAUGAAAUGCAUUUGUAGAAUGAAAGUGAAAUGGAAUUAAUGACAGAUAAAAGGAGAGUAAAAUAGCUAUUAAUAAAUUUAAUAAAGAAUUCUAUUUAAUGCUUUGAUUAUAAUUUAUAGGAAGGCCAGCCUGAAAAAUUGACAGGAAUUUCUACUGAAUAAAAAUAAGAGAUGAAGUUUUAAGAUUAAAAAGUUUAAAAUAGUAUCAUAAUAAAGACUUAAGCAGAUUAAGAUAAGAUAAAUGUGGAGAUAAUUGAUAAUGGUGGUGGAAUUAAAAAAGAAAUGAUUAAAAAUAGAGUUUAAGAUUGUAAAUUAGGGUUGUAAGCUUGUAAAAAGAUUUUAAGGAAUCUUUCAUAUGAUCCUCAGAAACCCUUAGAGAUAUUUAAUUAUAUGAAAACUAAAGAUGGAAUAAAAGGUACUGUUAUAUAAUUUACUUUAUCUAAAUAAUUUAUGCCUACUUAUUGGAAUGAUGAAAAUUUAUUCUCUGAUACAUUGACAAUAAUCAACAAAGUUGAAUUAAAUUGA
Messenger RNA from Paramecium sonneborni, 2382 nucleotides. The record is from the annotation of a GenBank genome assembly. Lineage: Eukaryota; Ciliophora; Oligohymenophorea; Peniculida; Parameciidae.